This is a messenger RNA of Cydia pomonella (codling moth), 2431 nucleotides long. It is a transcript of the gene CPR12, whose product is annotated as collagen alpha-2(I) chain-like. The transcript has 3 exons. The record is from RefSeq and is a predicted model, not a curated record. Bases 176 to 2278 code for a protein of 700 amino acids. NCBI's taxonomy places the organism in Eukaryota, Metazoa, Arthropoda, Insecta, Lepidoptera, Tortricidae.
AACUUAUUAUUACUGCCAAGUCGAACGUACUCUUAAAUAGGAAUCUUCGGCAGUCAAAGGUUAGGACCGUGAGUAAAGCUUUAAGUAACUCGCUGUGAACGACUUUACUCCAUAUAAAUAGGAUGAGAUCCAUCAGACGAGCACAUUCAAUCCCAUCCGUCCACACAGCUUAGACAUGAAGCUGAUUAUAGUCCUAUCCCUUAUAGCCUUCGGCUAUGCUGCGAAGUUGGAUAGGACGUAUUUACCACCACCUGGUGCUGCGACUGCUGGAGGAAGCCCGGGGUCCUUAAGCGCUCCUGGACAAAGCUUUGGGCAGCAGGCUCCAGGAUUCCGAGGAUCUCAGUCUCAGGCGGGACCUUUUGGUGCUUCUGGACCUAGCCAGGCCGGUCCUGUCUUUGGUGGAUCCUCUUCCGGAUUUGGGCGUCCUGGAUCUAACCAACCUUCUGGACCUGCUGGAAUUGGCAACGCUGGAUCAUCAGGAUUUGGACCUGAAUCCAACCAGCCUUCAGGGCCCUCCGGAUUUGGCAGCAACGCUGGUUCAUUCGGCCGGCCUUCUGGACAGGCUGUGCCCCAGGCCUACCAACCUGUCGGAACUGGCGUACAACCUCCUUCUCAGCUUGGUUUUACGCAAAAUGGACCCCAGCAGCCUGAGCGUCCUCAAGCGGCCGCUGACAGGAACGCUGAAAUCCUCCGAUACGAUAACCAGAAUGAUGGUGAAACUUUCUCCUACCACUUCGAGACUUCGAACGGCAUUUCUGCCGAGGAGUCAGGAGUAGCCACCAACGGUGUCCAAGCUCAAGGUGGUUUCUCGUACACUGGUGACGAUGGCCAGUUCUACAAGAUCACGUACACCGCUGACGAGAACGGCUAUUUGCCCCAGGGGGACCAUCUGCCUACACCUCCCCCUAUUCCUGAUGAGAUCCUGAGGUCCAUUGAGGAGAACGCAAGGGCCGCUGCUGCUGGGACUCAAGAAGGUGCCUACAACCCCGAAGAAGACAACGCUCCGGUGUACAACGCUCCCUCCUUCAACCAAGCUCAGCGGUACGGCGGCUCCAACGGUUUCGGACCUUCGGCCUCUGCUGGAUCAUCUGGACCCCAGACUGGCUUCAACCAGGGCUCGACCCAAGGAAGUGCUGGACCAUCUAGUCCUCAAGGAUACGGUUUUAACCAGGGCUCGACCCAAGGAAGUGUUGGACCAUCUAGACCUCAGGGAUCCGGUUUCAACCAGGGCUCGACCCAAGGAAGUGCUGGACCAUCUAGACCUCAGGGAUCUGGUUUCAAUCAGGGCUCGACCCAAGGAACUGCUGGACCAUCUAGACCUCAGGGAUCCGGUUUCAAUCAGGGCUCGACACAAGGAAGCCAAGGUUUUGGCCAAGGAUCUCAAACCCAAUCAGCUUUUAACGGAAAAGGCAACCAAGGAUUCCCUGGUCAGCGUGCUCAGGGCCAAACCGGCGGUCAGGCUGGCUAUGACUACUCCAGUCCCCAGAAUCAAGGUCGUCAGCCUAAUGGAAAUGCCAACGCUAUCCCUUCCGGACCGUUCAAGCCUUCAGGCAUUCAGAACCAGGCUAGGCCCUUCCCAGGUCAGAAUCAGCCCUCAGGUCAAGCCAGACCCGUCCCAGGACAAAACCAGCCAUCUGGCCCAGCUCUCAACCAGAAACAAUAUCUGGCUCCUGAAUCUCAGCAGCGUCAACCUGGAAACCAAGGAUCUGCUCCUCAAUCGUUCAAUCAAGGUCCCCAAGGUCCCCGAAGCCAAGUUCAGGGCUCUGCUCAAUUCAACCAGAACCAAAUUGGAUCUGGAUCGCAGCCUAGCCGCGGACCGUCAAACUUUGGCCAGAACCUCCCUUCCAACCAGCCAUCACAAGGUUCUCCAGCUCAGAGAGGCCCCCAGGGUCCCCAAGGCCCGAGAGCUCAGGGCAACACUCAACAAGACGGCUAUGAAUACAACCGGCCUCAAAACGCUUUCAACGCUGGCAGCCAAUCCAGGCCUCAGGGUCCUAAUGGUUCAAGACCUCAAGCUGCUUUCCCUGGCUCAAGUUCUCAAGGUCAACCUGGAUUCCCUGGUGCUUCAAGCCAGACUGCUUUCCCUGGUGCCCAAGGGCCAAGUGCGUUCCCUGGAUCUAACCGCCCAGCGGCCCAAGGACCUCAAGGUUUCCCUGGUUCCCAGGCACCCCGUGGUCAGGGUCUCGGACAGCAACCGCAAAGGCCUUCCAAUCAGGAAACUUUCGGAGGACCCCGGCAACCACCCAGCUUCAGCUCUGAAGAAGGAUACAAAUACUAAGUAAAUAGCCAAAGCGAUAGCGAUAUGAAUGCGGCAUUAGAAAAUAUAAAAAAAAGUUACUCUGUACGUAGUUUUAUGUUGUACAUAGUAAGUUUAAUGUUUUGUCACUGUGUGAUAGAAGUGAAAUAAAGUAUGCAAUUUUCGAAAGCGAAA